Messenger RNA from Pimephales promelas (fathead minnow), 1983 nucleotides. NCBI's taxonomy places the organism in Eukaryota, Metazoa, Chordata, Actinopteri, Cypriniformes, Leuciscidae. The record is from RefSeq and is a predicted model, not a curated record.
GAGAGUGUGUUAGUGACCGGAAAGGGUGAUGGGCUUUAGUAGUGACCAACGGUGGAUUGACAAGUGCUUUUUCUUAGAAGGACCUUCAUUAUCACCUUUUCUACAAGCUGCUCUACCUUCCUACUGCUUCUUUCUCUGCAUGUUUCUUUUCCCCCUCGGAAGGUUUGUGCAUUCGGGUAUAAAAGGGUGUUUGUAUGGCUGAUUGAGUGGGAAGUGGACAGGUCACCAUGGCGUUGGGUGCGGUGUGGAGCCGCGUUAAAAAUGUGUGCCAACAGAACGGCCUACUCAUCUUGUCGGUCUUGGCCGUGGUCAUCGGAUGCCUGCUGGGAUUCUUCCUGCGCGCCAAACACCUCUCUGAGCAGGAGGUGAAGUACUUCCAGUUCCCUGGGGAGUUGCUGAUGCGGAUGUUAAAGAUGCUCAUCCUGCCACUAGUGGUUUCUAGUUUGAUGUCUGGCUUGGCAGCACUGGAUGCCAAAUGUUCCAGUCGACUGGGCAUCAUGACAAUUUCUUAUUAUCUGUGGACGACCUUUGUGGCUGUGGUGGUGGGCAUCGUCAUGGUCAUCAUCAUCCACCCGGGUGGAGCUGCCCAGAAGGAGGACUCGGAGGACAGCGGGAAGCCCAUCAUGAGCUCUGCUGAUGCGCUACUGGACCUUAUCCGCAACAUGUUCCCAGCCAACUUGGUCCAAGCAACUUUCCAACAAUAUCGCACAAAAAGCAUCCCUAUCAUGAAGCCAAGAGCCACCGUCAGUCAGGACACACAAGAGACCGCCACCAGACGGAACUUCAUUUAUGGAAUCCAGGAUGACAAUAGCACAGACAUCCAGAACUUUUCCCUUGACCUGACGCCACCUCCUGAUGUGGUCUUCCGAACGCUUCCUGGCACCAGUGAAGGCAUGAAUGUCCUCGGUAUCGUGAUCUUCUCAUCUACUAUGGGUAUCAUGCUUGGAAGAAUGGGACCAAAUGGCAGCGCUCUCGUCAACUUCUGCCAGAGUCUGAAUGAAGCUGUGCUGAAAAUUGUGGCCAUUGUUAUAUGGUAUUUCCCGUUUGGGAUUGUGUUUCUGGUGGCCGGAAAGAUCUUGGAAAUGGACGACCCCUCAGCUAUGGGGAAGAAACUGGGCUUCUACGCCAUCACUGUGGUCAUGGGGCUUGUGCUUCAUGGCCUAUUCAUCCUGCCUUCCAUGUAUUUCUUCAUUACGAAAAAGAGCCCCAUCGUCUACAUCCGAGGGAUUUUACAGGCCCUUCUCAUCUCAUUAGCUACUUCAUCCAGCUCUGCCACACUGCCUAUCACCUUUAAGUGCCUGCUGGAGAACAACCACAUCGACCGACGCAUCAUUCGCUUCGUACUUCCUGUGGGUGCUACGAUCAACAUGGACGGCACUGCCCUAUAUGAGGCCGUGGCGGCCAUCUUUAUCGCUCAAGUCAACAACUAUGAGCUGGACUUUGGCCAGAUCAUCACAAUCAGCAUCACGGCUACAGCAGCCAGUAUCGGUGCUGCCGGCAUCCCACAGGCCGGCCUGGUAACCAUGGUGAUAGUGUUAACCUCAGUGGGACUUCCUACAGAUGACAUCACUCUAAUCAUCGCUGUGGAUUGGGCCCUGGAUCGGUUCAGGACGAUGGUGAACGUGAUGGGUGAUGCUCUGGCCACAGGAAUCAUGGCACACAUAUGCAGAAAAGACUUUGUGAAGGAGGGCGAGGAGAUUCCUCUCAUCUGUGAGACCAAGCCUAUGAUCAGCAUCCAGCAGAUGAUGUCCUAUCAGAAAAACGGCUGCUUCCAGCCCCCUCCUAUUGGCCCCACGAGGAAACCCGAGCACCUGUCGCCUGACGUGGCCCGUCUAAUGCUGCUGGAGGAGGGCAUCAGGCCAGCCGACAAGAGCUCCCCUCACCUGUCUCCACACCAUUCUAAAAGAGACCAUAAAGACAAAGAACACUGUACCAUUGACAUGAACGGUCUGGAGACCAAUGUCUAGACUCCGUCAGAGACCA